UUCUGUUUCUUGACUCCACCUCUAAGCAUUGCUUGUACUUUUUUUUGUUUCUGUCGAGCAACGCGGUCGUUCCUGUCGAAAAUGGAUAACUCCUCUCAACUUUGUAAACUUUUUGUCGGUGGAUUGAACGUAGAUACCGACGAUGACGGGCUCCGCAAGCAUUUUGAGCAGUACGGUCAACUGACCGACUGCGUUGUGGUUGUGAAUAAGCAACUACAGAGGUCCCGCUGUUUUGGCUUUGUAACCUACUCGAGCGCUGAGGAGGCAGAUGCAGCAAUGGCGGCAAGGCCACAUGUCGUUGAUGGCACCAACGUGGAGUUGAAAAGAGCGGUCGCUCGUGAAGAUGCCGGUAAACCCGAGGCACUCGCCAAGGUCAAGAAAAUAUUCAUUGGGGGACUGAAAGACGACAUCGAAGACGAACAUUUGAAUGAGUAUUUUUCCCAGUUCGGUGAGAUCGAGAAGGCCGAAGUUAUCGCAGAGAAGGAAACCGGAAAGAAAAGAGGGUUCGGCUUUGUUCACUUCACAGAUAACGAUUCGGCCGAUAAGGCAGUGGUACUUAAGUUCCACAACAUCAAUGGGCACAAGGUGGAGGUGAAGAAAGCCCUCACAAAGCAGGAGAUGCAAGCUACAGGCCGUGGCGGUAGGGGAGGAAGAGGCAUGAGAGGAGGACAAAAUGGCUUCGGAGGCGGCAGAGGUGGUUACGACAGCUACGGGGGUGGUUUCGGUGGGGGCUACGGGAGCAGUGCUGGUGGCUAUGGCGGUGGCUACGGAAGUGGAGGCUACGGCGGGGCCUAUGGGGGAGGCGCAAGCUACGGAGGUGGCUACGGCGACCAGAUGGGAGGUUAUGGUGGCGGCAAUGGCUACAGUGACUUUGGCAGUGGGUACAGCCAGCAGUCCUCCGGUUAUGGGCCCAUGAAAGGCGGCACCAACUACGCUGGUAGGAGCCCUGCUCCGUACGCCCCCCGAGGCGGUGCAGGUGGCUACAGCAGAGGGGCGUAUGGCGGCUACUAAACCGGUGGCUUCGACAGACUAUUUGAAAAUAAUUCUCCACACAUACCCGCCUGAUCAUCAAACCGUGCUCAAAAUUCAGUCCUCGGGCAUUUGGCAAAAUGCGGACACUGUGAAACCAAAUCAUUUAAGAAGACCUCAAACCAAACAGGUAGGAAGAUCACUUCCCAGAACCUGAUUUGCACGUCCAGCUCUUGCUAUAGGACACGUUCGAUUGCUAAAUUCAUUUAUCAUUUAUGUUCCAAGAUGAGGGCGUGUAGCUGUCGUUAGUUGACCUGCUUUUUAUUUUACGUAUGCGUACGUUCGUGUUUAGUCUUACAUUUUGUUUUGAUACUAUACUUUCUCUUAUCUACAUUAUAGCAAGUAGUAAGGAAAUUCCCAUGGAUCUAGUCUACAGAGGAUUGGGACGCAUGUGCUAUAUAAUUGGAUUUAUUAGCUGACUAUGUAAAUGUAUGUUCUGUCCACUAGCCUAUAGGUUGUUGGUUACGCGUGUUUGGUAGGCCGGAUCCAGUUUAAACAUUUAAUUUUCUUGCCAAGAUGUUUUGUAAAUCAACGAAGUACGCCAGUAAUUUCCCAACACACAGCGUUCAGCUAUGAGCUUAAUGUUCCUUUAAUUUACUACAUAAAUCUCAUGUAUAUUGUAUUAUCUGUCUGAACAUCAAACUACAAUUGUUAAGCAUUGGUAUGCAUAUGUAUGUUCAUUUUAAAUAAAAAGUCAAACAAA
Messenger RNA from Salmo salar (Atlantic salmon), 1732 nucleotides. Its product is annotated as heterogeneous nuclear ribonucleoprotein A0. NCBI's taxonomy places the organism in Eukaryota, Metazoa, Chordata, Actinopteri, Salmoniformes, Salmonidae. The record is from RefSeq and is a predicted model, not a curated record. Gene Ontology annotation, cellular component: catalytic step 2 spliceosome. Gene Ontology annotation, molecular function: mRNA 3'-UTR binding. Gene Ontology annotation, biological process: mRNA splicing, via spliceosome.